Molecule: messenger RNA, 207 nt
Organism: Neoarthrinium moseri
Lineage: Eukaryota; Fungi; Ascomycota; Sordariomycetes; Amphisphaeriales; Apiosporaceae
Exons: 4
Coding region: 1-207 (68 amino acids)
Source: RefSeq, a predicted model, not a curated record
AUGCAGUUCACUAAGGCUUUCACCAUCAUUGCCGCCCUGGCCACCACUGCCUUUGCAGUAGCUAUGCCGCAGGAGUCUCUGGAGGAUCGCGCCACCGGAUGUGUUACUAUCCAGAAUGGCCUCGGAUGCCCCCAGGACCGUCCCGUCAACUGCAAGGACUUCAAGAACGGCAACCACCGCUGCUGCGCUCAUAUCGGUGGAUGCUAA